This is a messenger RNA of Gossypium raimondii (Peruvian cotton), 501 nucleotides long. RefSeq lists its product as uncharacterized. Bases 1 to 501 code for a protein of 166 amino acids. The transcript has a single exon. The record is from RefSeq and is a predicted model, not a curated record. Lineage: Eukaryota; Viridiplantae; Streptophyta; Magnoliopsida; Malvales; Malvaceae.
AUGUCAAGCAAUGUCAAGUUCAUGAAGGAUAUGCUGUCGAAGAAAAGACGUAUUGGAGAAUUUAAGGCUAUGGCUUUAACUGAGGAGUUUAGUGUUAUUUUACAGCAUAAGUUACCUUCAAAGCUUAAGGAUCCAGGUAGUUUCAAUAUCCCUUACUCCAUUGGAGUUAAUUUUUUCACUAAGUUCAGACUAGGGGAGGUAAUGCCUACAUUAGUUACAUUGCAGUUAGCUGGUAAAACUCUAGCAUGUCCUAAGGAUGUUGUGGAGAAUGCCAUUGUGAAGGUUGAAAAAUUCUAUUAUCCUGGCAAUUUUAUUAUUUUAGACAUGGAGGAAGAUAGGGAUGUUUCAUUAAUCCUUGAAAGACCUUUCUUAACGAUAGGACAAGCAUUUAUUGAUGUCAAGCAGGGCGAACUCGCUAUGAGAGUAGAAAAUGAACAUGUAACCUUUAAGGUUUUCUCUGCUUUAAAUUUGAUGCAAGUUCAAGAGUGUUGUUCAGUUUAA